UGAAAGUAUGAAACCAUGGUAGUUUGCAAUUUCUGUGUACUACCAUACUAUAUUCGGUCUCCCACGUAUGAGAACUCGCCACGUUCACGAAAAGCAUUCCCUCUUUUGGCGUCCUUUAUAAAUCUCAUGCUCUCACGUUUCCAAUGCCGAUCACAACAAAUCACAAUGCAGCAAGCUCCAACCACACUCACCGGAUUGCUCCAUCGCGUCGCCGGAAUAUUCCCCUCCCGCCGCGCCGUCUCCGUCUCCGGCAAGUUCGACCUCACGCACUCCCGUCUCCACCACCUCGUCGAACUCGCCGCCUCGGGCCUCCUCUCCGCCGGCAUCAAACCCGGCGAUGUCGUCGCCCUCACCUUCCCCAACACCGUCGAGUUUAUAAUAACGUUCUUGGCCGUUAUUCGAGCGCGAGCCACGGCGGCGCCAUUGAACGCGGCUUACACCGCCGAGGAGUUCGAGUUUUAUCUAUCUGACUCAGAUUCAAAGCUGUUACUAACCUCAAAAGAAGGAAACGAGCCGGCUCAAGCCGCGGCUUCCAAGCUUAACAUUCCGCACGCAACGGCAUGGCUCGCGGAAGCCGAGGAGCUGAGUCUCUCUCUGAGUUCCACCGAGUCAGCAAUCGACUCGGUCUCCGAAAUCGCCAACGACGCUUCCGACGUGGCACUGUUCCUUCACACUUCCGGCACCACGAGCCGCCCCAAGGGCGUGCCGUUGACGCAGCACAAUUUGGCCUCUUCCGUGGAGAACAUCAAGUCCGUGUACAGACUCACUGAGUCUGACUCGACCGUGAUCGUUCUCCCGUUGUUCCACGUGCACGGCCUGCUCGCGGCGCUGCUCAGUUCGCUAGCCGCCGGAGCCGCCGUGGUUCUUCCGGAGGCGGGGAGGUUCUCCGCCUCCACGUUCUGGAGCGACAUGGCGAGGUACGACGCCACGUGGUACACCGCGGUUCCCACCGUGCACCAGAUCGUGCUGGAGCGUCACUUAAAAAACGCGGAACCGGUUUACCCGAAGCUCCGGUUUAUCCGGAGCUGUAGCGCGUCGCUUGCACCGGCAAUAUUGGAACGGUUGGAGGAGGCGUUCGGUGCACCGGUUUUGGAGGCGUAUGCGAUGACGGAAGCCUCGCAUUUGAUGUCGUCGAAUCCGUUGCCCGAAGAUGGGCCUCACCGAGCCGGGUCGGUUGGAAAGCCCGUGGGCCAGGAAAUGGUGAUAUUAAACGAGAAUGGUGAGAUUCAAAAGAAUGAGGUGAAAGGUGAGAUUUGUAUUAGAGGACCUAACGUGACCAAAGGGUAUAAAAACAACCCUGAUGCGAAUGAUUCUGCGUUUCAAUUCGGGUGGUUCCACACUGGUGAUAUCGGGUUUUUUGAUUCGGAUGGGUAUUUGCACCUUGUUGGUCGCAUCAAGGAGCUUAUUAACCGUGGAGGGGAGAAAAUAUCACCAAUAGAGGUUGAUGCUGUCCUUCUAUCUCAUCCAGACAUUGCUCAGGCAGUUGCAUUCGGAGUACCAGAUGACAAAUAUGGCGAAGAGAUAAAUUGUGCAAUCAUCCCAAAAGAAGGAUCAAACAUUGAUGAGGCAGAGGUGCAGAGAUUUAGCAAGAAGAACCUUGCAGCCUUCAAAGUCCCUAAAAAGGUCUUCUUCACUGAUUCUUUGCCCAAGACUGCAACUGGCAAGAUUCUAAGGCGUCUUGUAGCAGAACACUUUGUUUCUCAAACUUGAGCAGCUGAAUACUAUCUGGAGCCGAAAUAAAUAGCUUGCCAAUAAAUAGCCCAAAUGAAUAUUAUUCUUGAAGUAGACCAACCAUAAAUUUUAACAUUGUAUUAGCCUAUGGGCAAGUUUGAUGUUCCAUAAAGAUUUAAGGAUUAGUUUUAUAUUUUUAAAAAAAUCAAGAUAAGCGUAUAAUUCAGUCCCUAUAUAUGUAAUUUAGUAUCUAUACAUGUAGGACAUUCUCUCAAUUUGGUCCUUGUAAUAAAAACUUAUUAAAUUGUUUCCUGUA
Molecule: messenger RNA, 1987 nt
Organism: Glycine soja
Lineage: Eukaryota; Viridiplantae; Streptophyta; Magnoliopsida; Fabales; Fabaceae
Product: oxalate--CoA ligase-like
Exons: 4
Coding region: 16-1710 (564 amino acids)
Biological process (GO): fatty acid metabolic process
Molecular function (GO): medium-chain fatty acid-CoA ligase activity
Source: RefSeq, a predicted model, not a curated record